GUUCAGGGUCAGAAAUGCCUUAUGUGGAUCGUCAGAAUCGCAUUUGUGGUUUCCUAGAUAUUGAAGAAAAUGAGAAUAGCGGGAAAUUUCUGCGGCGGUACUUCAUUCUGGACACAAGAGAAGACAGUCUGGUGUGGUACAUGGAUAACCCACAGAAUCUUCCCUCUGGAUCUCCACCUGUGGGAGUCAUUAAACUUACCUAUAUUUCAAAGGUUAGCGAUGCAACCAAGCUAAGGCCAAAGGCAGAAUUCUGUUUUGUUAUGAAUGCAGGGAUGAGAAAAUACUUUCUACAAGCCAAUGAUCAGCAGGACCUAGUUGAAUGGGUAAAUGUUCUGAACAAAGCUACCAAAAUCACAGUACCAAAGCAGUCUGAUCCUCUGUGUCAAAUGGAUAAUGCAAAUCGUCAAGCUGAAAGCCCAGGUGGAAAGAAGCAAGUGUCUUACAGGACAGAAAUUGUUGGCGGUGUUCCUAUCAUUACACCUACCCAGAAAGAAGAAAUCAGUGAGUGCAGUGAAGGGGGUGAUAGGAAUUAUUUGAAACGGUCACAAAGUCACCUUCCAUAUUUUACUGCUAAGCAUCCCCCAGAUAAUGCUAUUAUCAAAGCUGGCUACUGUGUAAAACAAGGAGCAGUGAUGAAGAACUGGAAGCGAAGAUACUUUCAGUUAGAUGAAAACACAAUAGGAUAUUUCAAGUCUGAACUGGAAAAGGAACCUCUCAGGGUUAUACCACUUAAGGAGGUCCAUAAAGUUCAGGAAUGCAAGCAAAGUGAUAUAAUGAUGAGAGACAAUCUUUUUGAAAUCGUAACAACUUCUCGAACCUUUUAUGUACAGGCGGACAGUCCAGAAGACAUGCACAGUUGGAUAAAAGCAAUUUCUGGGGCCAUUGUAGCACAGCGAGGACCUGGAAGAUCAGCAGCUUCCGAGCAUACCGAACCUUCUUCCGAACCCAACCAUGCUCUCCGUUCUGCCGUCCCAGCCCCAGCCACCUCACAUUCCACAGCCGCUCACGGCAGCCCUCUGGUCCCAAACCCUCACGCCAAAUACCCUGCCUUGGAGAAGCGAGGAUUUCACGAAUCUUUUACCAAGGCCAAGCCAGGGAGCUACAAGAUCCAGGUUGUCGCUCCAAGAGAAUCAGCUUCCAAAGUGACUGAACAGGGCCUCUCGGAACCCCAAAGUAAAAAUGGCACUCAGGAACAGGAUCCUGGCCUUGUGGAUCUGGAUGAUGCAAGCCUUCCAGUUAGUGAUGUGUAGUGAUGGAAGUGUUUGGAGAAUGAUCCAUUUGUUCGGUCCUCUAAUUUCCUUGCUCGGACUUUUAACCAAAGAAAAUUAUAGGAAAUGAGAACAAAAAA
Charadrius vociferus (killdeer) is the source of this 1348-nucleotide messenger RNA. RefSeq names its product pleckstrin homology domain containing, family A (phosphoinositide binding specific) member 1 (gene PLEKHA1). Gene Ontology annotation, cellular component: cytoplasm; membrane. The record is from RefSeq and is a predicted model, not a curated record. The transcript has 11 exons. The coding region runs from base 15 to 1250 and encodes 411 amino acids. Gene Ontology annotation, molecular function: PDZ domain binding. NCBI's taxonomy places the organism in Eukaryota, Metazoa, Chordata, Aves, Charadriiformes, Charadriidae.